UGGGAGUUGGUGCUUUUGCUACAUUCUCUACCUCACCGUCCCCUUCACCACCUCCCAAACUACCUCCGUGCCACCUCCUUUCUCCUCCGCAACCAUGAGCGUGCGCGUCGUUGCUCGCAUUCGUCCGUUACUCAAGCUUGAGCUGGACAAAGAUACCAUCGUCACUGCCGAGUCGCAAGGGAAUGAAGCUCCCUCAAGCCCUACUGUUGUCCGGAUACCGAACCCGAGGAACGAAUCCGAGUCUUUCAGCUUCCAAUUCAAUAGUGUGUACGAUAACGAGGCCACCCAGCAGCAAAUAUUUGAUCAAGAAGUAAAACCUACUGUAAAGCAUCUAUUCAAUGGCUUCGAUGUUACGAUCUUCGCGUACGGCGUUACUGGCACGGGCAAGACGCAUACGAUGCGCGGCGGGAAAUCUUUGGCCGAUCGAGGAGUGAUCCCGAGAUUGCUAAGCGCCAUAUACAGACAAAACCGGAAGAUAGAAAAGGAUGCAGCGGGUGCAACACAAGUCGAGGUGGCCAUGAGCUACUACGAGAUCUACAACGACAAAGUUUUCGAUCUCUUUGAACCGCCAGAGAAACGGACCCCAGCAGGCCUACCUAUCCGAGAUAACCAUGGUAAAUCAGUUGUAGUUGGACUGACGGAGCGGCCUUGCACGACGUUGAAGGAGUUUGAGCAGCUGUAUGACCAGGCGAAUAUCAAUCGGUCAACAUCCGCUACAAAGCUCAAUGCCCACUCUUCGCGCUCUCAUGCGAUCCUCUGCGUCAAAGUUACACAAACAACCGAAACCACUGUUCGUGUCAGCACCGUCUCCGCAAUCGAUCUGGCAGGAUCCGAGGACAAUCGGCGAACCGACAACAACAAGGAGCGGCUAGUGGAGUCAUCUAGCAUCAACAAAUCUUUGUUCGUGUUGGCGCAAUGCGUGGAAGCUAUCAGCAGGAAGCAGUCCCGGAUACCGUAUCGCGAGUCCAAGAUGACUCGGAUAUUAUCGCUCGGCCAGAACAACGGGCUCACGCUCAUGAUCCUUAAUCUUGCCCCUGUUCGGUCAUACCAUCUCGAUACGCUGAGUUCACUCAACUUCGCCAACCGGACGAAGAAGAUCGAGGUCGCCGAAGUGGAAAACGAACCCGCUUUCAGGUUGCCAGCAAAGCCUCUUGCAGCUUCUAUCACUGGUCCCAACAUACAACGGCAACCCUUGCGACCAUUAGCUGCGGCUAGCAAUGCAAAGAUACACGCAACGGACCACAAGCUUGGUGACAAGCCGGCAAAGGAGUUCUCCGUCUACUCCGACCGCAAUUCUGGCGGUCGAUCUUCGAAUAUGCCACACCAAAACCAAUCAUCUCGACGAACAGAACCACACAAGCGGCCUGCUGACUCCAUUACGUUCUCAUCACGGCCAAGCAAAGUUGGUCGGCCAAAUGGUUCCCGUGCUGCGCCAUCAGAGCCAACUCUAUCGAAGGCGUCGAUAGAAGCAUUGAUUGCGCAACGAAUCGACGAAAAGCUUGCAGAGAAGGCCCUGCAAGAUACAGCUGCUGCAGCACCCGCCCUUCCCGACGAAUUGCAGAAGCGACUAGACGCGUUAGAGCAGCGAAUCGAAGAGAAAGAAGACGGGCGUGGAGAGGGACUCCAGUUCUUGCUAAUGGCCAAGCAGCACCAAGCCCGAAAUGAGGAUGCCAGCGCCCUUCGGAUGUUCCAACUUGCACAGCCAUUCUUUCCUACCAACGAUAAGCUGCGGAACAAGAUGAAAGCCCUAGAAGACAGAAUCAGGGCCAAGCGCGACGCGGAAAAGGCUUCUGAGACCAAGCCAGAACCCAAACUAGCGCCCCUAACCGCUCCCUCAACCAUACUGAGUCUCCCAACUUCCGCACCCGCACCCGUUCACAUAGAUCUCUCCGUCCCAGUCGCCAAGAAACCUGCCAAAGCAAAAAAACCUGUAUACGUUGACCCCCCAUCUGAUGCCGAGGACGACGACUUCGCUCCCGCGCCUGACGCUCACCACGACGCCUCCUACGCCUCGGACGACAGCUUCCACUAUAAGCCCAAGGCGGCGCGCAAGCAGACGAAGCUGAAAGCGAAGAAAGUCCUUAUCUUCCGCGACGAAACCUCGCUGUUCCCAAAUCCUAGUAACACUUCUUCACUGCCGCCUGGCGAACAGUCACCUCGCACAACGCAUCUUCUUCGCAUCAUCAACAGCCGCGAUGUCACGCAGAUUCGGGCGCUGAAGGGGGUGGGCGCGAAGAAGGCGGAUGCGAUUGUGAGUUGUCUCAUUGAGAUGGAAGAGGAGGAGGUGCGGGAUUUGGAGAGCUUGGCGUUGUUGAAGGGAGUGGGUGGGCGGACGGUGGAGAAUAUGCGGCUGGGGUUGGCGGUGUAGAGGGGUAGUGCGAUCUGGUGGUGUGUUGAGCUGUGUUCGUGGUUAUCUUCAAUCUUUUUGGAUAGGCUGAGCAAGGCGUUUUGGGGUUGCGUACGCAUAGGCAUUUUGGAGGUUGAGGUGUUUGGAGUUGAGUUGCAUAGGGCGGUGUUUGGGUGAUUGGCUUGUCCGGUAGAGUUUAAUGCUGGCUGGAAGCUGGAUUGUUCUAUGAUGUUUGCUAUGAUUGUUUUGUUGUGAGGUUGAUUUUUGAUGUGAGUGCGCGCUUGGAGGUUGUCUAAGAAUUCAUGAGCGAUUGGGGGAGGAGUUGGGAGUUUCUGGAUAGGAGGGAGAAAUUUUUUCGCACCUACCUAAGAUGAGAUCGCAUCGUGGGUAAGGUCAUUACCAUGGUUUCAGUGGCGGUGAGAUAUCCUUACCUUUUCGAAGCAUAUCGCAGUAUCUGGGCUUUCACAUCGCUGCUGUGCCGCAGCGAGUAGCGCCCGCCAGGCCGCCCCGUUUU
This is a messenger RNA of Mytilinidion resinicola, 2861 nucleotides long. RefSeq names its product kinesin family protein-like protein. The record is from RefSeq and is a predicted model, not a curated record. Lineage: Eukaryota; Fungi; Ascomycota; Dothideomycetes; Mytilinidiales; Mytilinidiaceae. Gene Ontology annotation, molecular function: microtubule binding; ATP binding; ATP hydrolysis activity. Gene Ontology annotation, biological process: microtubule-based movement. The coding region runs from base 95 to 2368 and encodes 757 amino acids. Gene Ontology annotation, cellular component: kinesin complex; microtubule. The transcript has 3 exons.